This is a messenger RNA of Gasterosteus aculeatus aculeatus (three-spined stickleback), 1350 nucleotides long. It is a transcript of the gene srd5a3, whose product is annotated as steroid 5 alpha-reductase 3. Gene Ontology annotation, cellular component: endoplasmic reticulum. Gene Ontology annotation, molecular function: 3-oxo-5-alpha-steroid 4-dehydrogenase activity. Lineage: Eukaryota; Metazoa; Chordata; Actinopteri; Perciformes; Gasterosteidae. Gene Ontology annotation, biological process: polyprenol catabolic process; dolichol-linked oligosaccharide biosynthetic process. The record is from RefSeq and is a predicted model, not a curated record.
UCCCACGGACUCCUUUCAGCGUUGCGCAUAAACAUGUCACUCCGCCGGCGGUGCUGAAACAUGUCCGGACGCUCCGUUAGCGCGAGCUACGCGGACGUGUUCUGGUGUGUUCUGACGUCAUGUUUCUUUGCGGCGUUCUGCCUGUAUGAGCUCUCUAAGCACGCGCCGAGGAAAUACGAAACAAGUCUCGCGCUGGUUCUGUUUCAGGACCUGAUCCGGUACGGGAAGACCAAACGACCCCUCGCGCGACACGGCUGGCUGCGCGCGUGCGACCUCCCCAAAAGGUGGUUCUGGCACUUCUACGCCGUCUCCGUCGGCUGGAACGCCUUCCUUCUGUCUUUGUACCUGAGAGCCACCUGUCACCAUCGGCCCUACCCGCCGUGGCUCAGCGCGGCGUUGGACUCUCUGACGGACGCCCCCGGCCCGGACCGCCCCGUCCCACAGAUGUCCACGCUGCUGGUGCUGGUGCUGCUCUGCGUCCACGCGCUGCGCAGGCUGCUGGAGUGCCUGCGCGUCAGCGUCUUCUCCGACGGCGCCGUGCACGCGGUGCAGUACGCGUUCGGCCUGUGCUACUACGUCUCGCUGGGGCUGACGGUGCUCUGCACCGACCGCCUGGGGAAAGGGACGGGACCCCUCCUCGCUCAGCUGGACUGGUUCCACGUGGCCGGAGCCUCGCUUUUCCUCGGCGCCUCGGCGCUGCAGCAUCGGUGCACGGUGCUGCUGGCCGGGCUGCGCACCGGGAAGUCCGGUGCCGUGGAGACGCUGGCUCACAGGCUGCCGGUCGGGGGCUGCUUCGAGCUGGUGUCCUGCCCGCACUACUUCGCCGAGCUGCUGAUCUACGUCUCUCUCGCCCUGGUGCUCGGAGGCCGCUCUCUCACCUGGUGGCUCGUCGUCCUCUACGUGCUGUUCAACCAGGCGCUGGCGGCGCAGCUCAGUCACGACUUUUACGUCGGCAAGUACGAGUCGUACCCGAGGCACAGGAAGGCCUUCAUUCCGUUUGUGCUGUGAGUAAAGAACUGUUGAGCCUGCAGAGUUAAACUCGACUCGCUCCAUCGUGCACUGGUUGUGGACCACGUGAAGCUGCUCACGAGCCGACGGGAUCAAGAUGAUUGAGGUUUGUGAUGCAGAACCAACUCUCCGGGUGAGAGGUGAGCUGUCCCUAAUAAUGGGGUGCAUUCAUGCAUUGUCUGCAUUAAUACAUGGUAUCUUAUCUUGUUAUGACACACCAGAAACCACGUGGUGUUUUUUAUGUGAGAAAUGGGGUUCUGAUUGAAUUGAUUCUUCACAAAUGUAGCAGCUUUUCUCGUAUAACGAGCAGGUUUUGUUAAAUAAAGUGUCACAGCAACGAGA